This is a messenger RNA of Emiliania huxleyi CCMP1516, 258 nucleotides long. RefSeq lists its product as hypothetical. The transcript is spliced from 2 exons. The record is from RefSeq and is a predicted model, not a curated record. Bases 1 to 258 code for a protein of 85 amino acids. NCBI's taxonomy places the organism in Eukaryota, Haptophyta, Isochrysidales, Noelaerhabdaceae.
AUGGGCGACUACCUGUUCACGAACGCGACCACUGGCGACAAGGGCCGCGUCGAGUACACCUUCGGCUACAAGAAGAACGAUGACGGCAAGAUGCGGAUUUUCCUGCACCACUCGUCCAUGCCGUACGAGCCCGCUGCGGCGGCACCCGCAACCGCGGAGCCAGUUGAGGAGGCUCUGUCGAUGUGGGCCGAGUCGAUCGCCAAGCAAGAUGCUCUCCUUCACGACGCACGCGUCCGCGUCAGCGGGAUGAGCAAGUAG